AUGUUCAAGCACAACGUCGCAGGUAUUCGUUGUGGUCACUCGUCCGGUUUCGUCGACGCUGAGCACGCUUCGCAGCAACGAUUUACAUUCCGUGUGACGGUUUGGAGCGGAAACCUUGACGAUGCGCGUUUCGUGGUUGGAAAUCUCCUGCAACUGCGCGCGAUUGAGAAAGUGGAUCUCUGGAACGGGGUUCUGUGCGGGUCCUGCCACCGCGAAGACAUCGAAGUGAUCGACGAUACUCAUCUUAUCGGACUUGGUAUGCAGGAGAACGCUGCUGCUCCAUAG
This is a messenger RNA of Phytophthora nicotianae INRA-310, 285 nucleotides long. RefSeq lists its product as hypothetical. The record is from RefSeq and is a predicted model, not a curated record. The transcript has 2 exons. Lineage: Eukaryota; Oomycota; Peronosporomycetes; Peronosporales; Peronosporaceae. Bases 1 to 285 code for a protein of 94 amino acids.